Messenger RNA from Triplophysa dalaica, 4273 nucleotides. RefSeq names its product Rho related BTB domain containing 1 (gene rhobtb1). Gene Ontology annotation, molecular function: protein binding; GTP binding; GTPase activity. The record is from RefSeq and is a predicted model, not a curated record. Bases 228 to 2291 code for a protein of 687 amino acids. Lineage: Eukaryota; Metazoa; Chordata; Actinopteri; Cypriniformes; Nemacheilidae. The transcript is spliced from 10 exons. Gene Ontology annotation, biological process: small GTPase-mediated signal transduction.
UCGGCUCGCGACAGAUGAUGAUGCUGAUGUGAUGAGUCUCUCUCGCGAACGGCACGGACGCGCUUCCUCUCCGCUCGGGGGUCGGUUUUAGGCAGAUGAACCCGCAGCUUCACUACAGCUACAGACGAGAAAUAGUUUCUAUAUAACAACACAGAAACACCGCAGUGACUGUACACACACGCGCGCGCGCUCACGCGCAUCCUAAGACACGGGUGCUGGAGUUUAGCAUGGACUACGAAAGACCCAACGUAGAGACCAUCAAGUGUGUAGUUGUCGGAGAUAAUGCGGUGGGGAAGACUCGUCUUAUAUGUGCCCGCGCCUGCAACACCACCCUGACCCAAUACCAGCUGCUGGCCACUCAUGUGCCCACCGUCUGGGCCAUCGAUCAGUACAGGGUCUGUCAAGAGGUUCUAGAACGUUCAAGAGAUGUGGUGGAUGAUGUAAGCGUGUCCCUCCGGCUAUGGGACACCUUUGGAGACCAUCACAAAGACAGACGCUUCGCCUACGGGAGGUCUGACGUUGUGGUGCUCUGCUUUUCCAUCGCCAAUCCAAACUCCCUACACCACGUUAAAACCAUGUGGAACAUGGAAAUCAAGCACUUCUGUCCACGGACACCUGUCAUCUUGGUGGGUUGCCAGCUGGAUCUGCGCUACGCUGAUCUGGAGGCAGUCAAUCGAGCUCGCCGACCAUUAUCAAGACCCAUUAAACCUGGAGACAUUUUGCCUCCAGAGAGCGGACGGGAGGUAGCAAAGGAGCUUGGAAUCCAAUAUUACGAGACAAGCGUCUUCGACCAGUUUGGCAUCAAGGAUAUCUUUGACAACGCCAUCCGAGCAGCCCUCAUCUCCAGACGUCACCUGCAAUUCUGGAAGUCCCACCUGAGGAGGGUCCAGAAGCCACUACUGCAAGCACCAUUUCUGCCCCCCAAAUCCCCUCCACCGCUUAUUAAGAUCCCAGAGUGCCCGGCCCGAAACCGAGAUGGCCCGAGACAGCUGCUGGAGUCCCCUCUGUGCGCUGAUGUCAUGUUCGUGGUUCAGGAACACAUCCACUUGUUUGCUCAUAGGAUCUACCUGUCUACCUCGUCCUCCAAAUUCUUUGACCUGUUUCAAAUGGACUUCUCUGAUGAGUCCCAGUGCUUGCUGGUAACCGAGCGCCACGGACGGGAUCAACUCAUGCGCACCCUUAGCCUGGACACGGAAGAGGUGGUGGCGGUUCUGCCCAACCUUUCACCUUGCUCGCUCAGGACGUCCAAGAGUGACGGGACCCUCAAGAUGAUGAGUCUCGGUGGGAUGCACCGGCGCACCAGACUGUCCCUGGCCCACUGGAGCAAGGCUUUCUACAGCAUCCACAAAGAAAGCGUGAUCAACCCGGUCACAGGUUCUCCCGCCCUCAUGACCGUGGUGAAGAUGGAUCACUCCAUACAGUACGGACCCUUCAGUGCCGUCCUGCGCUUCCUCUACACGGGUGAGCUGGAUGAGAAGGAGAUGGACCUGAUGAAGAUCGCCCAGAUUGCAGAGAUCCUGGAGUUGUUUGACCUUAGGAUGAUGGUGGAGAACAUCACCAACAACGAAGCCUUCAUGAAUCAGGAGAUCACCAAGGCGUUCCAUGUGAGAAAGGCCAAUCGAAUCAAAGAGUGUCUCGCCAAGAAUAAUUUCACAGAUGUGGUGUUCAGGUUGGAUGAUGGGACCAUUAACGCUCACAAGCCUCUGCUGAUCUCCAGCUGUGAUUGGAUGGCUGCUUUAUUUGGCGGCUCUUUCAUGGAGAGUGCAAACGAUGAGGUGUCAUUCCCUAACACGAGCAGGGUGUGUAUGCAAGCUGUGCUGGAGUAUCUCUACACCAAUCAGCUUUCGCCCAUGGCAGACCUGGACCCGAUGGAGCUCAUCGCCCUGGCCAACAGACUGUGCCUUCCUCGUCUCAUCGCCCUGACAGAGCAAUACGCCGUGAGCGACUUUGUCAAAGCAUCUAAAGAAGGUCAGGAUACAGAUGGAGAGGUACUAAACUAUCUGGAGCUCGCUCAGUUUCAUAACGCCAGUCAGCUGGCGGCGUGGUGCUUACAUCACAUCUGCACCCAUUACAACAGAAUAUGUGCCAACUACCGCAAAGAGAUCAAGUCCAAAUCAGCCGAGAACCAGCUGUAUUUUGAGAAGAGCCGCUGGCCUCCGGUGUGGUAUCUGAAAGAGGAGGAUCACUAUCAGAGAGUAAAGAAAGAGAGAGAGAAGGAGGACAUUGUGUUGAAUAAACAUCACUCGCGACGUCGAUGGUGUUUCUGGAGCUCAUCUACCGCUGUAGCUUGAGUCCUUUCAAAAAGAGCCUCCAUCCGUCCGUCUGUCUGUCUGUUUUUCUUUCUUUCUCUCAUUUUGAUGAAAUCCGCCACAUCAAAUGUCUUUCGAGCACAAUAUCGGUGUCCAAUCAGUUCAUGUCAUGCACCACCGCUGGAGGUGAUGUAACAAGCCAGUUGCUCAUCUAAUAUUUCUCUCAGUGUUCGAUGUGAUUCUAACCAGCCGUGCCACGACAAAUGAUCAAAUGUCAAUCUUUUACACGUUACACUAAGAUUCUGUCACGGCGUCAGCAAGCGUAAAGAUCUUACAGCAGUAAUAGGACUAGGAAAUCUGGUAAAUGUCUUCAUUUAUUCACUUAGGUGCUAUAUAUAUUUGUGUUCCUACGAAUUUGAAACUGUUCGAUGAUGUUAUCCAAAUGGACAAUGCUUUAUUAUGACACUAAAUCCGAGCACAUUGAUUUACUAAAAUCAUGUCAUUGUAUAGUACAAAUAUUGGGCACUGUGUCAGAACCGUGUUUGAAGAAGUCACCAAAAACAAACAGCACUUGAGCUUUGGGUUCACUGUAGACUGGACUCUGAUGUUGUGACGUGUUUCUAAGAGCUCACCACAGGAUCACAAUAACUGGCUCAUUCACGUUACGCAGUGCUUUAUGAACUCUGUAAAUCAUCAUAAUAAUAAUCAUCAUCGUUUGCUUGACUUGUAGUUAAGUGUACACCAGACGUACGCUCUGGUCAAGCUCAGGCCCUUACAGUAAACUUGACUAAUUUAAACUAGAUUGUUCACAUAACAGCAACAAAAUGACCAGGAAAUAAAUGAAGAUACGCUUAGCUGAGGAAAUCAAAUUUGAAGGAGGUUAUUUGGACUUUUCAACCAUUUUUUUAAAUGUUGGUAAGAGAAAACAGACGGAUAAUGCUGUAAAACCUCACAGAAUUCAUCAAAUGGCAUGUAAGGAAGAUGACGAAAAAUCCAAAUAUUAAGAUAAAUAAUAAUAAAAAACAACAUCUGUUUAAAAGAUUUCUUAAACAUUAGACAACUUUUACAGUUUCAAAGACAGAGAAUGUUUUUCAAAUUUUCAAGAUUGUGACUUUAUGAUGAAGACUUCCAUCUGAAACUAUUUUAGUUUAAUAUAUUAAGGCAUACAACAAGAUGUACAUGUGCUGCCUCUCUGGAAUGACUUGGUUCUGUCCAAAUGAAUCCAGCAGAUUUCACAGGAGUGAAGACACGAGAACAUGACGUGAUCCUCUCGCUGCCGUCAAGCGCAACUUCCACUUUAUCUCUCUCUCGACUCUUCCAUGUGUUGUUGUGUAGUGUCAAUCAUUACUAGCAAACAACACAAUGACGUUAUAUUAGAAGGGCUUAUUGCACCAUGGCUUAGUUCAGGGUAGACAACAUAAAUAAGAGAUGAAAAACGUAAUCACUUCUCAUGUAGAACAUACUAUACAUUCACUCCACCAUUGUUGUGCAAGUUGUUGAGAAGUUACAUAUGUACUGUAGUGGGUUGUAACUUUAUUUACACAUCAAAUAUGGUCGUGCUGGUGAAAGAUGCGACGGUUUCAUCAGCUGUGUCCUAUAGUAAAGAUGUUUGUAAAUGUUCACGGUAGGAUAAAGAAUGUUCUGCGGUCUCUGAGAAUGUGAGGAUUUUUCCUUCACCAAACACUUGGUUGGUGUCAAUGUAUCUUAAAUGAGACCUAAUGUACGGUUAACUGCCUAUUAAUAAAGAGGGAAUAUUCAUACUUGAAGAAAACAUAGUGUUUAGUCAUUAGUGAUGUAGAUCAAUCUUUAUUUGACCAAAGCAAUAUGUAGAUGAUGGCACUCAUAUGUCAGUGGUUUUGGCUAAAUUGUUAGCUGCUACAAACCAAAUGGCUGGUUCAUUUGGUUUCUGCUGUUUAAAUGCCUUUGAUCUUGCUGGUCAUUAUCUUACAUGUUCUUUCUUUAUGUAUUUCAUUUAUUUGUUUUUUAAAAAUGGAAAAUUGUUGAAUAAAUUAUUGAUUUUACUU